UUGACUGCAUUGCACACUGUUGCCCAAUAGAUGCCAUUGCCAGUCAGAGACUUGUUGUACAGAGAGAGCAGAGUGAGACUCAGUUUGCAGAAAUUCUCAGAAGCACGUUUCCACAGCUUCAAGGGAGGGACUUUGAGCUGUGCAGGGUUGAUGCACAGAGGCAGGUUUCACGUUUGAAUCUGGAGUCAAAAACCCCAGCAGCCAUAAUUGCUAGUGGGCAGCUAGGAAGAUCAGCACUUUAUGUACUGGAGAAGAGUACUUCUGCACUUGAACAAGUGAGCUCCUCUGCAGCUCCAGCCUUGGCCUCCUAUCCAGCUCCAGCUCUAUCCGUGGCCUCCUAUCCAGCUCCAGCUCCAGCUCUAGCCUUGGCCUCCUCUUCAGCUCCAGCUCCAGCUCCAGCCGUGGCCUCCUAUCCAGCUCCAGCCUUGGCCUCCUCUUCAGCUACAGCUACAGCUCCAGCCGUGGCCUCCUAUCCAGCUCCAGCUCCAGCUCCAGCCUUGGCCUCCUCUUCAGCUCCAGCUCCAGCUCCAGCCUUGGCCUCCUCUUCAGCUACAGCUCCAGCUCCAGCCGUGGCCUCCUCUUCAGCUCCAGCUCCAGCUCCAGCCGUGGCCUCCUAUCCAGCUCCAGCCUUGGCCUCCUCUUCGGCUCCAACUACAGCUCCAGCCGUGGCCGCCUCUUCAGCUCCAGCUCCAGCCUUGGCCUCCUCUCCAGAAGUUCCAGUGGCAUUUUCUUUACUCAGUCCAGACACAGAUAUUUAUAUCUCGGAUGAUGAAGAUGAGUAUGAUGUUGACCUCAAAUCAUUGUUAAAUACAAUGUUAAACAAAGUGGAUUUUACGGCUGCACCCAUUUCCAACCAAAUCAAUGCAACCCGAUGCAACAUCCUAGACAGUGGUAUCAGAGCCUUCCAACGCCAACGUUUUAACCCUGAGGCAAAACUAGAUGUUGUUUUCAGAGAUGCUGAUGGGAUUGGUGAGGGAGCAGCUGAUGAGGGUGGACCUACAAGAGAAUUUUUAACUUUGCUGAUGAGGGAAAUCCACUCAUGUGAAAUAUUUGAUGGAGAGGACUGGAAAAAAAACACUUGCCUGCAAUUCCAAAGCACUGUACAAUGGAAUGUACAAGCUAGUUGGACGGAUGAUAGCUGUGUGCCUGGUGCAUGGUGGUGUGGAGCCACAUUUUUUUUUUCGGAAAGACUGUUUUGUCAGGUGUGCAACCUUCAGCCCCCAGUACCAGACCUUCAAGAGAUUGUGGACUACGACUUCAGAGAAAAGAUGACCAAGAUCCAUUUGGCACAGAAUGUAAAUGACGCACAGUGUGCUAUAAUGGAGGCAUCUGACCAAUUAAGUAUGCUGGGGUCUCUAUGGCACAUCCAGACGUUAGAGGACAGAGACAACUUGGUGGAAUCGGCUACCAAGUUUUUCACUGAGAACAGGUUGAGGGAUUCCUUGGAACAAUUUAAAGAGGGCCUGGAGUGUCUUGGGCUUUUGCCUUUGAUGCAAAAGCAUCCUGAGCUCUUCAAAGAGGUAUUUAUGUACGAGGAGAAGCCCCUUUUGGCUGAAGACAUAUCUGCUUUGUUUAAAGCAGAACUUUCUACAGUUGGCAGCAACAGGAGAGUAGUGGAGAGUAGAACGAUCUGUUUCUGGAGGGACUGGCUCAUAGAAGUGGAAGGGCUGAAGAAUGACCUCGAAACAAAGCUGUACGGGCAGCAUAUCGCUGCUGAGGUCAUCCUGAAAACCGUCACAGGCUUCAUGGAGAAUAAAAACCCAAAGAAACCGCUGGUUCUGUCCCUCCACGGCUGGACCGGGACCGGGAAGACCUUUGUUAGCCAGCUUAUAGCGGAAAAUAUUUACAAAAAAAAGAUGAAGAGCAGCUUUGUUCAUCUGUUUUCAGUGACAACACACUUUCCUCACAAGGCUCACAUUGACAAGUACAAGACGCAGUUACAGGAGUGGAUACGAGGGAAUGUCUCUAUCUGCCCACGUUCAAUGUUCAUCUUUGAUGAAAUGGAUAAAAUGCCCUUGGAGCUGAUCGACAGUAUAAAACCUUACCUGGAUUUCUCAGACAACCUGGACGGAGUGUCAUACAGACAGGCCAUCUUCAUCUUCCUCAGCAAUGCUGGGGCUAUGAUGAUCAAUGACGUGACUAUGAAAUUCUGGAGGGAUGGUAAAGAACGAGAGGAGAUCCAGCUGAAGGAUCUAGAGACGGUACUCUCACAGUCUGUCUUCAACAACGAAGACAGUGGUUUCUGGCACACUAGUUUAAUCGAUAGGCACCUGGUGGAUUUCUUCGUGCCGUUUCUUCCUCUGGAGUACAAGCACGUCAUUCAGUGUGGUUUGGCUGAGAUGGCCAGACAGGGUUUUACUCCAGAUAAUAAUGUGGUUAAAAGAAUGACUGAUGACCUAAUCUUCUUCCCUGAAGAGGAGCGCGUCUUCUCGCUCCAGGGCUGCAAGCUCAUUCCUAACAAAUUGCGCUUCUAUAUACCAUAACACACAGAAAAAGCAUCUCCAGUCUGUCAUUCUUCAUCAUUUAAAUUAAAUAUGUAACACAAAACACACAUGCACGAGCCUGAUGUAGGCUCCCCUCACUAAACAUUGGGUAACUUUUAAUUAGUUGAACUAAACAAAAUGGGAUUGUUUUUAUCAAGGUAUUAUAUUCCUUUAACGUCCAUCAUAAUUGCUCGUAACAAGUUACCAGAAUAAUCAAAUAUAUACAGAAUACAAUUACAAUUAAUGGAAGAAAGAAGAAGAAUGACAAAUGAGCAUUUUUCCAAAUGAAGACUAAAAAUAUUUUAUGUAGGCUACUUCCUUUAUAGCUUUAUACCUUUAACAUGAACAAAUAUAGAGAGAGCCUUUACACAUUAAAAGGGCUCUGCUGGACAAGGAAAUAUCUGAAGCCAGCAAUUAAAAACGAUUUUACCAUUUGUCAGAAAAAAAUAAAAUGAUUUCUAUCUAUUGUGUGUCAGUUUAACGCAUUUAUUUAUUUAAUUAGUCAUGGAAAAAUAACGCAGCAGCCAGAGCAAUAUCAUAUGCUGUUUUUGUCCAGAAUAGCACAAGUGCAAAUGUGAUUUUAUACAGCAGUUCAGUAAAUAAGAAGUUAAUAUUGUGUUAUAUUUCAAACAAUAUUGUCUGGCUGCAGACAUACUGGGCGAGUGGAGCUCCACUUAAGCUAAAUAUACAGCAGUAUAUUUCAUUGUACACAUGAGGUACUUUUUAUCCCUGUGUUCACCAAACCCAUCUUGAGUGUUUGCUGCUAAAAAGCUCAUUUUUUAGUUUCAUCUGACCAUAGAAGCCAGUCCCAUUUGAAGUUCCAGUCGUGUCUGACAACUGAAUAUGCUGGAGUUUGUUUUUGGAUGAGCGAGGAGAAUUUUUUUUGAAACCCUCCUGAACAACAUGUGGUGAUGUAGGUGCUGUUUGACAAUUUAUUUUUAAGGUUUUCUGACCCCGAGACUCAACUAUUUUCUGCAGUUCUCCAGCUGUGGUCCUUGGAGAGUCUUUAGCCACUCAAACUCUCCUCCUCACCGUGCAUUAGGACAAUAUAGACACACGCCCUCUUCCAGGCAGUUUUGUAACAUUUUAUGUUGAUUGGAAAUUCUUAAUUAUUGCCCUGAUGGUGGAAAUGGGAAUUUUCACUGCUCUAGCUCUUUUCUUAAAGCCACUUCACUAAUUUGUGAAGCUCAAUUAUCUUUUGCUGCACAUCAGAAAUAUAUUCUUUGGUUUUUCUCAUUGUGAUGGAUGAUUAAGGGAAUUUGAGCUUUGUUUUCCCUCCUAUUCAUAUUUCUGUGAAACAGGAAGCCAUGGCUGGAUAAUUUCAUGUUCAUAAUCACCCUGGAGUGCUCAAAAUUGUGAAUAUGAAUGGGAAUAUACUUCAGAGAUAUUUUACUCAUACAAAUUUCUAGGGCUGCCAAUAAUUGUGUCCAACAUGUAUUUGAGAAAAACAUUUAUUUCAUAAUGAUAUUUCCCCCCAUUUUAAAUUCUUAUUAUCCAAUGAAAGGUUAGAUUUUUGUGAUUUUUUUAAAUAAAAGAUCAAAAGGAUUAACAAUGCAGAUUCAUUUUCCCAGCCUUCUUUGAUCAUCUGGAGAUCAGCUGUUUGAGCUGUUGAAUGAGACGUCUUCCCGACAUCUAUACAACGUAUCUUUAUCACCCGAAAUAUGCCGGAUAUGUGCGUCAGGACGGGAAACUACAGCUUAACUAAUUUAUUGGGAAAUACGUGAAGAAAUAACGAUUAUUUAAAAUCCAUAUUCUUUGAUAUUUGCUUUUCUUUCUACAAGAACGUAUCAUGUUUAAAAGCAAACAUGACAUUAUUUUGUAGAUAAUGGAUCCAUAUUCCUUGUCCCAUUUUUGUCUUAUAUUAAUAUUUACAAUGAGGCACCAACACUUUUUUUUUCUUUACUUAUGCACAGAAUAACACUGUGUGCUAUACAUGGAUAUUAAUAUUGCUCUAAACGAUCAGGCAAAAUGUGACUUACAAUCUUUACUGGAAACAAAUGAGACCAAAAGCACAAUACAAAAAAAAAAAAAAAAACUUUUAACCACAUAAUACAUCAUGCACUUUUAAAUCUGUUAGUUUGAUCCUUCUGUAAUAGAUCAAUUUGAUCUUACAUACUAUACAAGUUAUUUUGUAGAGAGCAUAUUAGACCCUUGACUACUUAAAAGUGUUCAACAUUACAAGCUUGGUGAUUGGAUUAACGAUUAAAUGUACACAUAUAAUAUUUGAUGUUGAGCAAGUUACUCCAAAGAAAGUAAUAAUAAAAGUUAUUUUUGUACUUCAACAGUGUAAUGAGAUACUGCACUAAUAACUCUAAAAAUUAUGCAUAAAAUUAUUUUUGGACCAACAAGAACAAAUUUUAAUGUUUAACUUGAGACGUGUUUGUUAAAUUCGCCAUCAUUUUACACAGAAACGUUCUAUACUAUUUAAUGAAAUUACUGUACAUCCUACCUCUAAUUAAAUUAGGUUAAGAGCAAUCAAUUACCUUUUCAAGGUAAAAUUAAAUAAUUACACCCAAGACUUACCUGUCUAUUUAACUAAACAACUUCCUGCAAAGUUCAGCUCCAACCCUUCUUUAAUACUAUUAAAACCAGCCAUUUAUGAUCUUCACGAGCACUCGUUAAUUAGACAGGGGUGUUUGAUCGACGUUGAAUUAGAACUCACUCCAGGAACAGAAUUUGUCAUAAACAUUAUUGGGUGGCAAAGGAUUAGUUGAUCCUCCUCAUCAAGUGUAGAAAAUACUAAAUAUACUAACGACUGAUCUUGUCUGUUUUAUGUUCAC
This is a messenger RNA of Onychostoma macrolepis, 5263 nucleotides long. RefSeq names its product torsin-1B-like. NCBI's taxonomy places the organism in Eukaryota, Metazoa, Chordata, Actinopteri, Cypriniformes, Cyprinidae. The transcript is spliced from 10 exons. Gene Ontology annotation, molecular function: ATP binding; ubiquitin-protein transferase activity; ATP hydrolysis activity. Gene Ontology annotation, cellular component: nuclear envelope; endoplasmic reticulum lumen. Gene Ontology annotation, biological process: nuclear membrane organization; protein localization to nucleus. Bases 813 to 2483 code for a protein of 556 amino acids. The record is from RefSeq and is a predicted model, not a curated record.